CCACACCACACUCAGCAAGCACCACCGCACGCACGUCUAUUCACAGACAGACGCGAGCCAUGCACGUGCUUGGCUGACCCGCGUAAACCGGCUCGUCCCACAAACACGCUGCUGCAUACAUGUCUUGGCGACGGCCUAGUCCUGGACCAUGGGCUUGGCAACACAGAAUGUCGGCGGCGAGGACCCUGUCACGGAGACCGCGUUGGCCGGCACGGCCGAGUCAACCCAAAGUAUAAAGAGUAAGUCUAAAUCCACGCUUAUUGACGCCGUUGGAACUCUCCUCUCCCAGGCCACCUCACCACCGCCGCUGCCCAUCCCUUCGCUCUGAGCUGUCUCCCCUUCGCCUCCUCCAAGAUGCGUUCUGCUCUCGCUCUGGCCCUCGGCCUCGUUGCCGCAGGUGCUGACGCUUUAGUCACCCGCGCGGCCAUUGACGCCUGCCUUGUCUCCUCUGGUGUCCCGAUCGACAUCCCCGGCAGUGAUGACUAUAUCCGCGACAUCGCGCCCUUCAACAUCCGCCUGCCGUACAUCCCCACGGCCAUUGCGCGCCCGUCCACCACGGCCCACAUCCAGAAGUCGGUCCAGUGCGCCAACAAGCUCAACGUCAAGGUCUCGGCCAAGUCUGGCGGCCACAGCUACGCCUCCUUCGGCUUCGGCGGUGAGAAUGGGCACCUCGUCAUCGAGCUUGACCGCAUGAUCAACGUCACGGCCUACAACGCCAAGACUGGUGUCGCCCACGUCCAGCCCGGUGCCCGUCUCGGCCAUCUCGCCACCGUCCUGUACGAGAAGUACGACCGUGCCAUCUCUCACGGCACCUGCCCCGGUGUCGGCAUCUCUGGCCACUUUGCCCACGGUGGCUUUGGCUUCAGCUCGCACAUGCACGGCCUGGCGGUCGACUCGGUCGUCGGUGCCACUGUUGUCCUCGCCGACGGCCGUAUCGUCGAGGCCUCUGCCACCGAGAACGCCGAUCUCUUCUGGGGCCUCAAGGGUGCUGGCUCCAACUUUGGCAUCGUCGCCACCUGGAAGCUCGUCACCUUCCCUGCCCCCAAGCUCCUCACCCGCUUCGGCAUCACCCUCAACUGGAACAAGACCACUGCUGUCAAGGGUAUCGAGGCCGUCGAGGACUACGCCCGCUGGGUUGCUCCCCGCGAGGUCAACUUCCGCAUCGGCGACUACGGCAAGGGCAACCCGGGCAUCGAGGGCCUCUUCUACGGCACUCCUGAGCAGUGGAGAGCCGCUUUCCAGCCUCUGCUCAACACUCUGCCUGCUGGCUACGUUGUCCAGACCCCGACGACCCUGAACUGGAUCCAGUCUGUGCUCAGCUACUCCAACUUUGACCACAUUGACUUCAUCACUCCCCAGCCUCAAGAGAACUUCUACGCCAAGAGCUUGACCCUCAAGACCAUCAAGGGCAAGGCCGUCCAGAACUUUGUCGACUACUACUUCGAUGUCGCCAACAAAGUCGUCGACCGCUUCUGGUUCUACCAGCUCGACGUCCACGGUGGCGCCAACUCGCAGGUGUGGAAGGUGACCAACGCCGAGACCGCCUACCCCCACCGCGACAAGCUCUGGCUCAUCCAGUUCUACGACCGCUACGAGAACAACGAGACCUACCCGGACACCUCGUUCAAGUUCCUCGACGGCUGGGUCGACUCGGUCACCAAGGUCACCCCCAAGUCCGACUGGGGCAUGUACAUCAACUAUGCUGACCCCCGCAUGGACCGCGACACCGCCACCAAGAACUACUAUGGCGUCAACCUGCCCAAGCUCCAGAAGCUCAAGGCCAAGUUCGACCCCACUGACCGCUUGUACUACCCCCAGGCCGUCCGCCCCGUCAAAUAGACGGCGUGAUAUAGAGAUGGACAGCUGGAAAGCGAUACGCGGAGGACAAAGUUUGCGCAGUCUCGAAGCUUGUCAGUCGGGCUGCGCGACCUGGAUAACGAGUGAGCGAGCGUGUGUGUGUGUGUGUCAUUAGAAGCAAACCCAUCUCCUUGAGUAGGCGAAAAUGGAUGUAGAUGUUCUUGGAAAAAUAAGCCUGUAUCGUCCUACCGUCUAUAGUACUCGUCGCGCUGUCAGCUUGGAGGCGUAUACUAAGCAUGUGUCUGAAAUGCGUCUUGUCAAUAGUAAAUAAACACACGUGUUGGCUCUCCUAGCAUCCAAUCAUGCACAAUAUCGAGAACUUGGCCAGGUGAUGCUGAGAAAAAGAAAGAAUAGGAACAAAGAGAUCA
Microdochium trichocladiopsis is the source of this 2225-nucleotide messenger RNA. Its product is annotated as carbohydrate oxidase from Microdochium Nivale in complex with substrate analogue. The transcript has 3 exons. The record is from RefSeq and is a predicted model, not a curated record. NCBI's taxonomy places the organism in Eukaryota, Fungi, Ascomycota, Sordariomycetes, Xylariales, Microdochiaceae. Gene Ontology annotation, molecular function: FAD binding; oxidoreductase activity. The coding region runs from base 355 to 1839 and encodes 494 amino acids.